Molecule: messenger RNA, 1374 nt
Organism: Clavispora lusitaniae ATCC 42720
Lineage: Eukaryota; Fungi; Ascomycota; Pichiomycetes; Serinales; Metschnikowiaceae
Source: RefSeq, a predicted model, not a curated record
AUGUCGUGUUCUUCUUUGGAACUCAGUGUUCGACGGCUCAAAAAUGCCUUUGAUCUAAUAGACCCGAUGAGUGUCCCAGAUCUUCGUAACUUGAAGUAUCUUGAAAACACUGAACACUUAAAUUGUCCCAUAUGCCAGCAACCUUUCUUAUCUCCAAUGACAACCCUAUGUGGCCACACGUUCUGCAAAGAAUGCAUCGAAGAAUGCUUUAAAAUCGGUUCGAGUUCAGAUGACGACACUUUGACGGGGUUCUGUCCUCUUGAUCGGACUCCCAUAGAUGCUAAAGAUUUGAAUGAACUAUUUCCUACACCAUUGAUUGUUACGAAUAUGGUUGACGAUCUUCGUGUAUACUGCUUAAACCGUGAUAGGGGAUGUGAAUGGAGUGGUCAUCGCUGGGAGAUAGACCAUCAUGUUCGCCAGGAAUGCGAUUUUACUCGUGUACCUUGUAAUCGAGCUCGCAAACAAAGAAAUGUGAUCGCUGAUGAACAAGAAGAAGACACCCUUCCAGCCGACGAAGAGAGCUCUUUCCGUUGUUAUGAAUUAACAGAAAGAAGAUUUCUCAAAGACGAAGAACACUGCGUCCACGAGGAGUACAAAUGCAAAUUCUGUGAAGAGAAAAUCACAAAAAUAAUAGAAGAGAGUCAUUUGACGACAGAAUGUGCUUUCAAUUAUUCAAAGUGCGAGCUUUGCAAUAAUGACAUGAUACCACUCAAGAAUUUGAAAAAGCACAGUGAGAAUUGCUUAAAGUCUGGAAGAAUAGUGUGUCCAGCACGCGAAAUCGGGUGUCCAUGGUCUGGAGAUACGGAGCCAUCAUUGGAAAACCAUUUGCUGCAUGGUAAUUGCUCACUCAAUCUGCUUUUGCCGUAUGUCAAGAAGCUAGAAAACAGAAUCGAGGAGGUUGUUGAUGAGAACAAAGUUCUUAAGAAACAGAUAAAUCAGAUUCUAGAUGGAAUAGUUCAAGGAAGGAUUACGAACCUUGGCUACAAUCAGCACAUUGAGGAGAUUGGAAACUUUAGGAGGGACUUAAACCAAGACGCGCUCAUCCAUAUCAACUACGAGGUUGAAAGAUUGAGAAGUGAAUUAGAAGAGAAAGUGAACCCCUUCGUUGAACGCGAAGCAGGUGCCGCUACGGAACGCCAAAACAUUUUGAACAACCUCAUGAAUGAUAAUUUCCUCAUGAAGGACGAAAUGAAUUUGCAAAGGGCUCUUCUCAACAGUGUUAGAAAGCAAGUUCAGUUCAUGUUGUUCCGGAAUCGGAACUCAUCUUCUUUCACCGGAGCCUCAUCAGGAAUGAAUUCCGUCGAAUUAGAAGAACCAACUUUUGAUCUAUCCUCGAGGUCAAGUUCCGAGGAGCGUCUUAAUUUAAAGCUUUAG